Molecule: messenger RNA, 3749 nt
Organism: Camelus dromedarius (Arabian camel)
Lineage: Eukaryota; Metazoa; Chordata; Mammalia; Artiodactyla; Camelidae
Gene: ZNF879
Product: zinc finger protein 879
Exons: 6
Coding region: 1421-2995 (524 amino acids)
Biological process (GO): regulation of transcription by RNA polymerase II
Cellular component (GO): transcription regulator complex; chromatin; PcG protein complex
Molecular function (GO): DNA-binding transcription factor activity, RNA polymerase II-specific; RNA polymerase II cis-regulatory region sequence-specific DNA binding
Source: RefSeq, a predicted model, not a curated record
GGCGGGCGGGCCGGGACGGAGGGAGCGCCAGCCGAGCCCCAGCGCCGGGCGUCCGAGCCCAGGCGGCCUCGGCAGGUGGACGCGGCCCGGGGAGGGGGCGUUGCCCCGGCAGGAGCCCCCGCUCGACCCGCUGCCUCCGCCCCCGCCCAGGCUCCCGGAGAGACGCUCUCCAAAGAGAGGUUGCGGGGGGCCGUAUCUUGUCUCCGGGCUGGCGAGCCUGGGGCGGCUUUCGGCUCUUGACGUCUGUUGGUCUCCCCCUCCGGAGUUCAAACUUUCUGUUAUGUUUCUCCGUUUCUGCCAACCGUGCUUUUCCGCAUUGCUCUCCCACAGUGAAUCCUAAGUGAUUUAAUUAUUUUCUUUUUUAUUUGGAAUAAUUUUGUCCGCUUGCAAAGUUACUUCCCUUUUCUCCAAAUUUUAAAGUCAUUUCUAGCCAACGAAGCUGUUUCUUCUCAGUUUUGUAAUUUUGGGGGUGGGGUGGGGAAGGGAAGGUGGGUAGGAAAUACUUCCUUUUACAUUUAAGGAGCUUUGAUAAGGGAAGCACAGCUUCCAAGAGGAAGAGAAGAGAGGACUAAUUUUUGGUUGGCUAUUCCUGAAAAGGACACCAGUUCUUCAAGUGACACUUAAAGAAUUACUGUAAUCUUAACUAUAAUUAUUAUAGCUCAAAAUACCUAAAUGCAGGUGUGUGGAAUAUUUAUGUCAUUUCUAAGAUCUUUGUGAGCCCAGCAUGGCUGCCCUUUACAUUGUUAAUGUACAUCAGAGAGUUUUAAUCCCUCAGUUGGAUUCGUCUUUACUCGUAAACCACUGGCUGAAAGGGAGGAGGCCCAGUGAUUGGAGGUCUGCUUACUGCCCACCCCUGCUUUCGGUGGUCAUGCCUAGGCCUCUCCGACUCAGGAAUGCCUGGGCUUCCAGGUUCCCUCUUACUUCCCUCUGCAGGUUGCUCGUGUGGAGAUUAUUCUAACCGGGUCUAACCCUAAUCGGGGAGGAAGUGCAAACAGGAUUGUAGCGACCUCACAGUUUCUUUCUCCGUUUCACGUGCCUUCUCCAGGAGGGAGAAAUGGCCACGAGGCUGCUGCCAUUCCAGGCUCUGGAAAUCAAAGAGGAACGGCAUUCCUGAGGACCAGUCAACCCCAGUAAUACUUGCUUUCUGAAGACACAGUGCUUCACUGACAGUGUUACCGAGUAUCGAGUCCAAACUGGUUCUGCUUGCUGCACGGCUGGCCAAUAAAUCGGGAGACGAGGUGUUGGGGCAAGGAAUAACGACUUUAUUCGGAAAGCCAGCAGUCCGAGAAGAUGGCAGACUAAUGUCCUGGAGAACCAUUUUACCCAAGAGUCUGUGACGUUCAGGGAUGUGGCCGUGUUCUUCAGCCGGGACGAGUGGCUGCACCUGAACUCUGCGCAGAGAGCCUUGUACCGGGAGGUGAUGCUGGACAACUACAGCGCCCUGGUGUCGCUGGGGAUUCUGUUUUCCAAACCAAAGGUUAUCCUCCAGUUAGAGCAAGGGGAAGACCCCUGGAUGGUGGAAAAUGGAGUUUCUCAGAGUGCGUGUCUAGGAUGGGAGAGCUUGUUUGAAACAACCUGUUCCAAAGAAGAAAAUCAGGAAGUAAUGAAUGAACUCAUAGGUGAUGGUCCUUUUGACUUCAAACUGGGAAAAAUCUACAUAAAUGAGGACCAGCUAGAGAAUCAGCAAGGCAAGAUGCACAGACCUUUCAGGGAAGUCUUAGUUGCCAUCCAGAAAACCUUUAUGAAGGAGAAGAGCUUUCUAGGUGUUGACCUUGGGGAAAGUCUUGAUCUAAAAUCAUUUAUGAGAAAACCCGGCAUAGUUUCCAGAGGAAGGAAACCCCGUUCACAGCAGUAUUCAGUUCUGUUUAAGCAACUGGGAAUCGACACGGUGCGUAAAUGUUACAAGUGUAGUAUCUGUGGGAAAAUCUUCCUUCACAGUUCUUCCCUGAGUAAACAUCAGAGAAUCCACACUGGAGAGAAGCUCUAUAAAUGUAAGGAAUGUAGGAAAGCUUUCAGCCAAAGCUCAUCUCUGACUCAGCACCUGAGGGUUCACACUGGAGAGAAGCCUUAUAUAUGUAGUGAGUGUGGAAAAGCCUUCAGUUUCACCACGUCGCUCAUUGGCCAUCAGAGAAUGCACACUGGAGAGAGACCCUAUAGAUGUAAUGAGUGUGGAAAAACGUUUAAAGGUAGCUCAUCCCUUAAUAAUCACCAGCGAAUUCAUACAGGAGAAAAGCCCUAUAAGUGUAAUGAAUGCGGGAGAGCCUUCAGCCAGUGCUCAUCUCUUAUUCAGCAUCACCGAAUUCAUACUGGGGAGAAACCGUACGAGUGUACUCAGUGUGGGAAAGCCUUCACAUCAAUAUCGCGGCUAAGUAGACACCAUAGAAUUCAUACUGGAGAGAAACCCUUUCAUUGUAAUGAGUGUGGAAAAGUAUUCAGUUACCAUUCAGCCCUUAUUAUACAUCAAAGAAUUCACACUGGCGAGAAACCUUAUGCCUGUAAAGAAUGUGGGAAAGCCUUCAGCCAAAGCUCAGCUCUUAUACAGCAUCAAAGAAUUCAUACUGGAGAAAAACCUUAUAAAUGUAAUGAAUGUGGGAAAGCCUUCUCCUGGAUUUCACGGCUUAAUAUACACAACAGAAUCCAUACUGGAGAGAAACCAUAUAAUUGUAAGGAAUGUGGAAAAGCUUUCAGUUCCCACUCAGCAGUUAAUACUCACCGAAAAAUUCAUACUGGAGAGAAACCUUAUAAAUGCAAUGACUGUGAAAAAGCCUUCAACCAAAGCUCCGCUCUGAUUCAGCACCAGAGAAUUCAUACUGGAGAGAAACCGUAUAACUGUAAAGUCUGUGGGAAAGCCUUUCGACAAAGUUCAUCCCUUAUGACACAUAUGAGAAUUCAUACAGGGGAAAAGCCUUAUAAAUGUAGGGAGUGUGGGAAGGCUUUCAGUCAGAGCUCAUCCCUCACCAACCACCAGAGGACUCAUACUGGAGAAAAACUGUAAGUAAAAAGCAUGUGGAAAAAGCUCCCAACCGAAGUUCAUGCCAUUGACUAUCAGAGAAUUCAUCCUGGUGAGAGCAUCAGGAAGAGUAUUAACUGUGGGUUAAACACCAGAAUUUAGACCUCGUCAACCAUGAGAGACUUCGGGGUGCAGGAUAACCUUAGGGACAGUAGGAAAACUUUGGUACCACUGUUUUUUCAUAUGUUGUUAAGUUAUUACAGACCAUAAAAUAGGUAGAUCAAACAGUAUUUUAUUUUCUUUCUGGUGAUCACAGCCACCAGCUUUCCCAGCCGUCACUGGGGAAGCAUGUAGAUCGAUGGAAAAGUGUAGCCAUAACAUUCCAGACUGCAGAUGAAUGUAGGAUUCUAUUUUUCUGAAACUGCAUUUUGAGUGUCAUGCAGGUAAGUUGUACUAGGAAGAAUGUUUUGGAGGGGAGAGUAAGCAGGUGACCUGGAGCUACCUCACUGUCACUAAAAUUUGUUUUUGUAAUAGUUUAAAAGUAACUUCUGCACUUGGAGGUUAAAACUUCGGAGUUAUUUCUCCCCUGCUUCCUUAGCCACUCACCUGAGAAGAAAAUCACUCCAUAACCUGCAGGUAUUUUAAAUCCCGUGCGUUUUCUCCCUGGCUGCUUGCUCUAAACUGAAUCAGAUCAGAGGUCACAUUAUUUCAAAUCACAAAAUGCAUCGUAUGUCACUUGUUUUUCUCAUGAAGUGAUUGCCUUUGCUGUGUUGAGAAUUAAAGGUUAUUUAGACAACUA